AUGUCGAACGCGAUGAACGAUGAGGAGGUCAUCACCGAGCUGAAGAAGAUGGUGGCCUUCAUCCGCCAGGAGGCUGUUGAGAAAGCGCGCGAGAUCCAGGUCAAGGCUGACGAAGAGUUUGCCAUCGAGAAGGCCAAGAUUGUGCGUCAGGAGAGCAUGAACCUCGACACACAGUUUGACAAGAAAAAGAAGCAGGUGGAAGUGUCGCAGAAGAUCGCCAAGUCGAACCAAAACAACAAGGCUCGUCUGGAGGUGCUCAAGUCUCGCGAGGAAAACCUGCAGAACUUGUUCUCGGCGGCGCAAGAGCAGCUGGCGACACUGAGCAAGGAUGGCAAGGCGUACAAGGAGCUGCUUAGCAAGCUGCUUCUGGAAUGUCUGUUGAACCUGCACGAGCCGACCGUGGAAGUCCUGGCGCGCUCGACGGACGUCCAGAAUGUCCAGAGCGUCGUCAAGGACGCGGUGAAGCAGUACAAGGAGAUGACCGGCCGCGAGACGGAAGUUGACGUGAAGGAAGGUCUUUCGAAGGAUUCCGCUGGCGGUCUCAUUUUGACGGCUCAGCAGGGCCGGAUCCGCUUGGACAAUACGCUGGAGCAGCGCCUGAAACUCCUCGAGGAGCAGAUGCUCCCGGAGCUGCGUCUUGACCUGUUCGGCCCCAACAAGAACCGGAAGUUCUUCACAUAG
Molecule: messenger RNA, 681 nt
Organism: Malassezia pachydermatis
Lineage: Eukaryota; Fungi; Basidiomycota; Malasseziomycetes; Malasseziales; Malasseziaceae
Product: atpase v1 a1 complex subunit e
Exons: 3
Coding region: 1-681 (226 amino acids)
Biological process (GO): proton transmembrane transport
Cellular component (GO): proton-transporting two-sector ATPase complex, catalytic domain
Molecular function (GO): proton-transporting ATPase activity, rotational mechanism
Source: RefSeq, a predicted model, not a curated record